UUUCGACCGGUCAGGGGAGAGCUCAAAGCGCACAGGAUUUGACAGAUGUUCGAAUCGGACAAACUGCACCGCAACGAGAGAAUUGGGGAGCAUUUCAGAUUUACAUAGUGGUAGCCCAUAUACGACAAAAUGUCAGGACAAAAGAGUGCGAAUCCGUGUCAUAAAUUCCAAGCGAACAUUUUUUAUAAAAGUAAAUGUCAGAACUGCUUCAAGUCUCGGGAGCUGCAUCUUCCAACUGAUCAUGGUAAGGACCAGGCCAAACCCAUCUAUGGAGGCUGGCUCUGCUUGGCUGCUGAGGGGACAGACUUUGACAAUCCAAUUCAGAGGUCAAGGAAAUGGCAGCGACGAUUCUUCAUCCUGUAUGAACAUGGCAGCAUGAGCUUUGCACUGGACGAGUUGAAAAGCACUCUGCCACAAGGAACAGUGAACAUGAAUCUGUGUACAGCGGUGAUUGACGCAGAGCCUAAGACAGGCCAGAGGAACGCUUUGUGCAUCAUCACACCUGAACAGGAGUUCUUUAUCCGGGGGGAGAACAAGGAGAUCAUCAAUGGCUGGAGUGAACAACUAGUCGUUUACCCACGGACCUAUAAGCAGAAUCAGAAGAAGAAACGUAAAGUAGAACCCACUACUUCCCAGGAGCCCAGCCCAGCAAAGAUGGCUGCCACUGAGCCCAGUUUCUCAGUCAUGAAAAGUGGUGACCCUUGCCCAGCCUGUGGCAGAGAGAGCGUCCCAGUGGGGGUCCAGAUGUGGCCCCUGUCUGGACUGUGACAGAUACUGAUCCCCUGGGCCUGGACGAGACCCCUGCAGCCUCCAGUGACUCCCUGACCUUUGACGGUAGUCUGCGGCUCUCCAACGGCUCCUGUAUCAGUAGCUCUGUGAGUUCCCUGGACUCUGUGGCCAGCAAGGGGACUGACACCAGCAGCGACAGCCAGCCCACAGAGCCUACGCCAUACAGAG
Molecule: messenger RNA, 957 nt
Organism: Oncorhynchus keta (chum salmon)
Lineage: Eukaryota; Metazoa; Chordata; Actinopteri; Salmoniformes; Salmonidae
Product: myosin phosphatase Rho-interacting protein-like
Exons: 7
Coding region: 130-768 (212 amino acids)
Biological process (GO): actin filament organization
Cellular component (GO): actin cytoskeleton
Molecular function (GO): actin filament binding
Source: RefSeq, a predicted model, not a curated record